Molecule: messenger RNA, 5244 nt
Organism: Bombus impatiens (common eastern bumble bee)
Lineage: Eukaryota; Metazoa; Arthropoda; Insecta; Hymenoptera; Apidae
Product: hemicentin-1-like
Exons: 10
Coding region: 1846-4584 (912 amino acids)
Molecular function (GO): protein binding
Source: RefSeq, a predicted model, not a curated record
CCGUAAUCGGUUUCAAACGUUCUCCGCUAAUCCCCUGGAUAACGAAUGAAUAGUAAAUACGACGUUGGAGCUUCUCACACCGUUUUCUAACAUUUAUCUGUUCAGCGGGGGUUGAACAAGGGGAAUAGCCUGUAGUGAUCAGAGCGUGGCAGGAGGGGGUAUGAAAAGUGGUCGGAGAAUGCUUUAAGCCAAACUGGAGCCGAAGGGUGGCGAAAUCGCACGAAUCGUGCCGACCCGAACCGAAAGCUCGGUUGCCCCUGUCAGUAGGCCUGCCGCAACGCAGCAGUGAGCGCGCCUUCUACCACGCGCUGAGAUUACGCGACUUUUUCCCUGAAUUCCGUCGAUAUUCGCCAUACUUCCACUGAUUUUCCCUACCGAUACGCUUCGCUUAUUAUCCGUUGGUAAAACGAUCGUAACACGAAACAAAUUAUUGCCCUUAAAACUCGUGAUUCGUCGUAUUGGUGCUAUCUUUCGUAUUUUGUGUACGCCUUUAACGUAAUUGUACAGGUCUGUUUUACAGCUCGAGGUAAUUGCAGAACAGUGAAUAGGAUGGAAAUUAGGUCUGUUGGAACAAAGGAAUAUAAUUAGAUGCAAUCUGAUACCUCUUUACAAGCGGUUGUCCUUGUUCUUGCGUUUCGAUGGAGCAUUCCAGCGGAUGAAUAAAAAUCCAUCGAUUCCCAGCAAACGACCUUAAUCGUUCGUAUUUCCAGCGGGACCAAGAGUUACCAGUACUUUGGAGGCUACUGGUCGUAGAACCGUAUCCAGGACGAAAACGAGUUUGUAACCGUUCGCUCGAACAGAAAGUAGGAGUUCUCGUUGUUGGUCGUUAGUUUUGAUAUUCGUGGGUCUUGGGUGAUCGUGGCGAUCGAAAAGAUAGUGGAGUCGUCGUCUUCACCGGACGUAGCGGGAUUCCGAUACAUCAUGGUGAACCAUAAAGCGACUCCGAUGACAUCCCAUGUACCCUCCGAGGCGAUCGUAUCCGAUGGACCCUAAUGACACCGGUUCGAUGUUAUCAUCAGCAUCGUCGGGGUCGUCUAUUUCCGUCGCUUGGAACAGCGCGUCCUACGCGGCCAACUUGCGCUGAAAAAGGGCAGCGUUACGUCAUUAUCGGCGAACGAUGACGGCAAGUCGUGUGAUGUGUAACCGUGUAUGAAGCGAGCGUUAAUGGACCGUGGACGGAGCGUACGAUUAACCGAUCGAGUAGCUCCAUUAAUAACGACGAAGACGUUUUAUAGAGAACGCACGCAGUUGCAUCGAAGGGGAUGACCGAGCAACUUUAAAAAAAAGACGAAGCACCCUCGUCGAGCCGCAUUCUCGUUCGGUCGUUUCGUGAAUGAACCCCGUUCGAUCCGUUUGCUCGACACGCGCCUGUGCAUUAUUCUACGCGUGUGUAUGCGGUCGUUUACGGUCACGGUAACGCGAAAGUUGAUCGACGGUUUUCUCGUCUCUGGCAAGCUGCGCUAUCGUCUAUCAUCCGACGUCGAUGAACGUUGUCCAAGUUGUACGUACGUAAAUAUUCGGGUUUAUUCGUUCGUGUCGAUAAGUUGGUGAAAAGAAGUUAGAAGUAGAAGCGGUAGAAAUCGCGAUGUGAAGUUACAGAGAAGCGAGUGUGCUGUGUGAAGUUGGCGCGACGGUGUGCCACGACGAAUAGCUUCUGGAAUCCCAGAAGACGGAGAGAAUCGGUUCGCAGGCGAAGUUGCGACUCAACCUAUCGGAGAACUAGAUUCAUUGAAACUUAUCAGCUAUCUCGAGCAACUUGCUAUCCUGGAGUUAAGGUGUUGGAUAUUCGAGGGGGAGCAGGGGGAUUCGCCAGGACUCGUCUGUUCAAUUACACACAGUCCCAGGAUGAAGGGGAUGCUUUUGCUGAUGAGCACGCUGGUUUGGUUUGUUGCGGCGGAAGUUUUCCUUGGCGAUGUCGACGAGCCGAUACCGAUGCUGAAUGUGUCGGCGGUGGCUGGCUUCAAAGCUCAAAUACCUUGCGACAUCGAUCCAGCGAGUAGAAGCGAGGUGGUGAGCAUGGUUUUUUGGUACAAAGACGAAAGGGACGGCGAGCCGAUAUACAGUCUAGAUGCUCGCGGCAAAUCGAUAGCUCAGGCGAAGCUUUGGUCAGAUUCAUACGUAUUCGACGAAAGGGCGACCAUGAGGACGAACGUGGAUCCCGCGAAAUUGGAGAUCGAUCCCUUGGAGGCAACCGACGCGGGCGUGUACAGGUGCAGGGUGGAUUACAAAAAUAGCCCGACGAGAAAUCAGAAGGUUAACCUCACGGUGAUAGUGCCACCGAACAAGCCUGUGAUUUACACCGGGCCGGGUAAAAAUUUGGCCAAGGUAUUGCAGCCCUUUAACGAGGGUAGCGAGUUGUCGUUGUCGUGCGAGGUAAUCGGAGGUUCACCGCCACCCAAAGUCACGUGGCAUUUCGAAGAGGAAACGGACGACACGUACACGUUAGAACACGGGGACACUACGAUAAAUCAUCUCGACAUCACGAACGUCACCAGGAAGUUCCUCAGAGCUAGGCUAAUUUGUCGGGCAAGCAACACGCAUCUCGUUGCUCCUCUAACUUCCGAGAUUAUUUUGGAUAUUAAUUUGAAACCGUUAGUAGUGAAUAUUACGAACAAAGAAACGCACUUGUCGGCGUUAAAAACGUACGAAGUUGAAUGCGCCAGUUCGGGUUCCAGGCCAGAGGCUGUGAUCACUUGGUGGAAGGGAAACCAUCAGGUCAAACACAUGGCCAGAAAUUUUGCAGAUAGUCCGAACAUCACGAGAAGCGUGUUGAGUUAUGUACCCACCAUGGAGGACGAUGGAAAAUAUCUGAUCUGCCGGGCGGAGAAUCCGGUUGUACCUAACAGCGCCCUGGAAGAUAAGUGGCGACUGCUAGUUCACUCCGUUUCUUUAUUUCCACGAGUAUGUACUCGCUUCUGGCCAUCGAAUUUAGUUAUUAGAACAGCGAGUAGGGAAACGUGUAAUACCUUGACCGAAAGCUCACGAUUCAAGGAUUACAAUGGCGCUGAUCCGAAGUGGCAAACUCAGCAUAUUGUUAUAAAUGCACCAAUAGUGACGAUCAAGCUGGGCUUGAGCUUGAAGGCAAACGACAUAAACGAGGGCGAUGACGUCUACUUCGAAUGCGACGUUCAGGCGAAUCCCAAAGCGUACAAGCUGGCAUGGUACAAAGACGGCAAGGAGCUGCAUCAGAACUCGACUGCUAGAAUUUUUCUUCCCAGCGGACAAUCUUUGGUUUUGCGAAGCGUGACUAGAAAUUCCGCCGGCGAAUAUUCUUGCAUGGCAGUCAAUGUCGAGGGGAAAUCUACCAGCAGACCGGUAACCUUGGACAUAAUGUACGCGCCUGUCUGCAAAGACGGCUCAUCUACCCAAGUUGUCGGCGCCUUGAAGCACGAGACGAUCUCGCUGGUAUGUGGCGUGCAGUCGAAACCGCCGCCCAUCACUUUCCACUGGACCUUCAACAAUUCCGGCGAGCUGAUGAACGUGCCGGCCAACAGAUUCACGCAAGUGAAGCCGCUCAGCCUCAUCACUAGCCACUGGCAUGGAUCCAGGUUGAACUAUACUCCAGCAAACGACAUGGACUAUGGCACGGUUGCCUGCUGGGCGAAAAACCGGAUAGGGGUGCAAAAGACGCCCUGUCUUUUUCAGAUCAUCGUCGCCGGGAAACCUUAUCCCCUUCAGAAUUGCACGGCCCUCCAGUCGACCGGUCCGUACGCGUAUCGAAUGGGUCACGAGGAUUUCAAAGCCACCGAAUCGAGGGAUGCGGAUUGGUUGAUCGUCAGAUGCUCGGAGGGAUUUGACGGCGGUUUGCCCAUAACUAAUUACGAGCUGGAGGUGUAUAGCGAGGAGAACGUUUAUCACUUCAAUACCUUUUACCUAAACCACACAGAGAGAUCCAGCUCGUCCGGUCCGGUUUUUGAGGUUCCUGGUUUAGAGACCGGUCGUAAAUAUAGGCUUCAUCUUUACGCUGUCAACGCAAAGGGUCGAAGCGACCCUGUAGUCCUUGAACCAGUCACGCUCAAAGCAGUCGCUAUGUACACCACCGAUCGCGGAACUUCCGACGGCAGCAUGGACUACAGUCUUCUGGUGGCGUGUUUCGCCGGUGGAAUAACAGCCGUGUGCAUCCUGAUCGUCGGCAUAACUCUGACACUGUAUCGCCGUAACCAUCCGAUGCAAUCGAUGAAAACUCACACCGAAGUGGUGCGUUACGGCAACAAAGACGACAGAGUGGUUAUAGCGCCGUUGAAUAAGGAGACCAGCGACGAGAUCAAAGGAGAAACGAUCAACGAUAUGGCCGAUGACGAUCCUGACGUGAUUCCAAGCAAGAUGGAUAAGAGGCCCGACAUCUUCGAACCGAAUUACGAGACUUCCAAGUCGGACAGAACGAAAGAUUUCGGUCAUUUGGAGGAGCUGGAUUAUCCGACGCCCUCGUCGGUCUUGCAUACAAAGGACUCGUGGAUCUAUCCUAACGGCUACGUGAAAAAGGUGGAGAAGAGCUUGAGCCCGUUGCGACCCAGCACGCUUCCUGUCCAUCGUAGUCACGAUAUUUACACGAGAAGUUCGCGUGUCCAAGAGAGCUGUAUAUAGGCGGUCCUGGUGCUUCGUCGACGAUCGUGGCGUCACGACUGAUGCUGACCAAAUUGACGAGCCGCGACUCGUUUUCCGAUACUCACCGACGAAUUUUGCUCCAGCGUAUGAGUUUUAACGUCCGAUGCUCGCUUCGCAGGUUUUUGUUUCCAUCCCAUCGUUUGAUCGUACAAGUAGCUUCCGAAAUGAAUGAGAUACACGUUUGAAGAAGGUAGACAGUGGAUGUGUUGGAAUAAAUUUUGGCAAUUAAUUUAACUCUGCGUAAUACCGUACGAUUUGGAUGUUAUUAACACACGCGUAUGGUACGUACCAGUUAUAAUAGGUCGUAACGUAUGAAAUGCCGGUUCGAAUGCUUCGGAUUCUUCAGUUAGAUCGUACCAAGGAGUACAUUGUCCGAAGCGUGAUAAACGCGGACUUAUGUUCUCUUUCGUUGCGCGUAUCUUCUGUCGAGGAUCGUGUUUAAGGUUCUUCAAGAUCCUCUUUGUAACGGUACAACGAGUACGCGCAAAAUUGACAUCACUUUUCUUCGUUUCAGGUGAGUUUAAUUACUUUGAUUACAAAUGUGUGUUUCAACGUUGAAACUCGAAUUGGAAGCGUCAGUUACUCUGCAAAAACCUAACGUAGUUGCUGAUUUUCCAACGAAAAUGCAGGUAACCGAUC